Molecule: messenger RNA, 2334 nt
Organism: Poeciliopsis prolifica (blackstripe livebearer)
Lineage: Eukaryota; Metazoa; Chordata; Actinopteri; Cyprinodontiformes; Poeciliidae
Gene: slc31a2
Product: solute carrier family 31 member 2
Exons: 4
Coding region: 401-886 (161 amino acids)
Biological process (GO): copper ion transmembrane transport
Cellular component (GO): membrane
Molecular function (GO): copper ion transmembrane transporter activity
Source: RefSeq, a predicted model, not a curated record
AACAUUACGGCGUCAAAAACAAAAAAGCGGUUUAAUUUAACGCCUGCGCUAGCUUCGAGGGCUUAACGCUAAGAAACUGCGUUAUUUAGCGAUUAAAAUGGAACACGAGCUCGUUUUUUGAGCUGUUUUCAACCUGAGCCGAUGGGAACAUUUAUUUUAAUCGUUGCCAUUUAAUGGCUGUAAAAGACUCCAUUACCCUUGAGCCUCUGGGGGUUAUUUAUGUCACGGGUUUAGCCUCCCUCUCUGUGCGGCUGAAGUGCUGAGUGUCGCUGGGCUGCGUUCAGCCGGUGGCCCGGUCCGGUCGGUACUCGGAGCUACAGCUGAAGUUCUGAUGGGAGCCGAACUCAGCGCCAGCUGAAACCGGACUUUUAGCUCCACCGUUAGCUUCAACGUUAGCAACAUGCAGAUGACCUUUGAGGCCUCGAGCAGCGUGACCCUGCUGUUCGACUUCUGGAGCGUUCACGGCCCUACAGGCAUGGUGCUGUCGGUGUUUGUCGUCCUGCUGCUGACCGUCUUCUUUGAAAUUCUCAAAGUGUGGCGGGUUUGGCUGAGCAGCGGCUCCGCGCUGACCCGGCCUCCGCCGCCGUACGCCGCCGCGUCGUCCCGCCGCGCGGAGAGCUGCUGCGCGCUGGACGCCAGCCCCUCCGAGUCCUCGCUCACCUCCACAGAGACCGAGCCGCUGAGACCCAGGAACAGCUGGCUGCAGCACGUCAUCCAGACGUGCCUCCACGUCCUGCAGGUGACGCUCGGCUACAUGCUGAUGCUCUGCGUCAUGUCCUACAACGUCUGGAUCUUCCUGGGCGUCGUCGUCGGCUCCGGACUCGGCUAUUACGUCGCCUUCCCUCUGCUGGGCCAGAUGUCUCUGUUCAGCCGGGUCCGGCACUGAACAGGCGAACGCGGCGAUGAGAAGUCGCUUUCUUUGGACUCCACUGCAUGUGUUCGGAGAGCUGCCUCACAAUGACUUGCAGAAACUCACCUGGAAACCAGAACCGCAGGAGUCGACCAGGGAGUGUUUAUCAGGCCAGAGUGGACCUGAGCACAAAUAAUGUGGUUCGUCCUGAUAAUGGGUUAGAUCAUGUCAUGUCAGGAGGUUUGUGUGUGUGUGUGUUUGUGUGGAAAAAAACAUCUUCUGCUCUCUGCCUUUCUGUUUUGGCAAUAAAAGCUCAUGUCUGCAACCUUUCUAGUCGCCGCUGUAGCAGUGGUGUCCAAACUUUUGCCCUGAAGGUCAAAACCGUCAAAUUUAAACAUGCAGGCCACUUUUUCACUAAAUUAAAACUGCAAAAAGGAAUCAUGUUAUUCUGCCUGUUUAACAAUAAACUAAACUGACCUUUGGCCUGUUGCCUUAUUGAAACAAAAACAAUUUCCACAUUUUUUGGGUCACUAAUUGUUUGCUAAAUAGUUGCUAUUCUUCACUUUUGGCCAGAACAAAAUCAUUUCAAGGGUCACAAAUAGCAACCGGGCCACACUUUGGACACCCAUGCACUGUAGUGAGGCUUUAAUACUGUGGUCAGAAAUCUUCCUCUUUCAGCAGAUUGUUUACAAAGCAGAUACUUUUUGGUGCGUUGCAGAUUUUCAGUGAACUCAAAUGAAGUGUCCUGCUAUUUGGGGAAACGAAUCAUUUGAUUUUUAGUCUGUAAACUCCUCUGAUGAGUCAUUUUGGCCGUCAGCAGUCACACGCUCCAUUUCGUUUUGGUUUUUUUGUCGAUCAGAAACUGCUGUUGCCUUGUAGCCGUUUGUUUUUGCUUGAAGUGAAAAACUUUUUAUGACCCAUAUCUUAAAAGCUUGUGAUCAGUGUUUGUGAUUCUAUAUUUUUGGUUUUGUUUGAAUCAAAAAUAAAAAUUAAAGCUGCUGAAUAUUUGCAUCUUUGAAAAUAUUGACCUCCAACUCAGACAAGUUGAGUGUUUUUUUUUAACAUCUUUAGUCUAUUUUGAAUCCUUGACUACAUUCUGUCACUUAAUGCAUCAUUGCUUCUGAAUAGUGUCCAAAGUGUAUUUGAUGGAAAAAGAGUUUGUUCUUUUUCAGGGAGAUAUUUUCACAGAAAUAUUCCUAAAAUGGAAAGUCGGCAAAAGACGGCUGCAGCAAGCCGCCGCCUGUUCAUGGUUCAGUAUUUAUGGAUUUUUUUGUUUAACAUAACUCCAAAUAAUCUGCAGAAAACUCGACUGUGUGUUUUUUUAUUUUUUUUUAUUUUGAGAUCAUACCUAAAAUAAUUCAAACAAAAUGCACUUUUGCCCUGUAACCCCUGCAAAUACCAUUUGUUCACUGUAUUCUGGAAAGAGUGACUAUUAGACUUUAUAACACUAGAUAAAAAAUACAAAUAAAAAAAUCUAAUUUGUA